CACCUAGUUAACCAUGCUUCUCAAAACAUUAGUCUUUCUUUCGCACCUUCAAGUUCUAUUGAUUCUGUCAUUCGCAGCUUCUUCUUUUGCUCUAAUACCCUCCUCAAAUGUGACUGAUGAAGAAGCUCUUCUUGCUUUCAAUUCUUCAAUAACAUAUGACCCCACCAACACAAUCUUGGGUAGUAACUGGACUAGAGAAGCCAGCUUCUGUGUUUGGGUUGGCGUCACUUGUAGCAAACGCAGGCAGAGAGUCACGGCUCUGAAUUUUUACAACAUGGGACUUGAAGGUACAAUAUCCCCAUAUGUCGGAAACUUAUCCUUUCUGGUUUCACUUAUUCUUGCUAACAACAGUUUUCAUGGUCACAUACCAUAUGAGCUCGGUCGUUUGCGUAGGCUCAAAACGCUUGUAUUGGAAAGCAACCGAUUGGAAGGAUCGAUACCUCCGAGUUUACACAACUGCUUUAAGCUUGAAGUUGUUUCCCUAGCAACAAACAUGUUAAGUGGUGGCAUACCAGAGGAGUUGGGCACUUUAAAAAACGUUCGAGUCCUCUUUCUAGCUACAAACAAUCUUAAUGGCAUCAUCCCAGUUUCCAUUGGGAAUAUGUCAGCGUUAGAGACCUUUGUGCUGCUGGAGAACAAAUUUACAGGCCAAAUUCCAUCUGCUUUAAGCCAUUGCACAAGAUUAAGAACGUUGGAUCUCUCCACCAACAAAUUGAAUGGAAGUGUGCCAACAGAACUUGGGACUCUGCAGAAGCUCGAGAUACUUUCUCUGGGAGUAAAUGACUUGACUGGCACAAUUCCAACUUCUUUGGGAAACAUUUCGAGCCUAAAUGAGCUUUCAUUGCAUGACACCAACAUUCAUGGAAAUAUUCCCGACGAGUUAGGAAAAUUGAUGAGUUUAGAUUUCCUGAAUUUGGAGUACAACCUCCUCACUGGGCCCAUACCUCACUCAAUCUUCAACAUUUCCUCUCUCAAAAAGAUUUCGAUUGUGAACAACAGCAUCUCAGGAGAUCUUCCACCUAAUACAGGGCUUUGGCUUCCGAAUCUUGAAGUGAUGUAUUUUGCGAUCAAUCAAAUUGGUGGAAGCAUCCCUGCUUAUUUAUCAAACUCAUCCAAACUGACUCAUUUGGACCUAGGCGACAACUUGUUCACUGGACCAAUACCGUCAAGUCUCGGAAAUUUACCUCGUCUUCAAUUCCUCGGAAUGGAAAAAUAUAGAGUGACUGGAGACCCAGGAUUUGCGGAUCUCAUGUUUCUUACUGCACUAACAAAUUGUCGGUCCCUUCAAAAGUUGGGCAUUGAUCAUAAUCGUCUUGGUGGUGUCCUACCAUAUUCCAUAGGCAAUUUUUCAGAUUCUCUACAAAUGAUUGCUGCUUUCGAUAACCAGAUUAUUGGUCCAAUUCCAGAAUCAAUCGGUGCAUUAAGAAACUUGAUAUCAUUGGAUUUAGGAGAUAAUAACAUUAACGGAACUAUUCCAUCAACAAUUGGCGAUUUGCAAAACUUGCAAAGGUUGUUUCUCCUUAACAACCAGAUUGGAGGUUCUAUCCCUGAAGUAAUUUGCGAUCUAAGAAAUCUGGGAGAAUUGGGACUCCAAGAGAACAGGCUCACUGGACCUAUUCCACAUUGCAUUGGAUCACUAAUUCAUCUUCAAGAUCUAAAUCUCAGCAAUAACUUAUUGACAUCAUCAAUUCCUGUAAGUUAUUGGACCCUUGAAAAUCUCAUUUACAUGGAUUUAUCAAAAAACUCCUUCGGUGGGAACCUAUCCUCGAAAAUGAAAAUGUCGAGAGUCACAGAAAUAAUGGAUAUUUCUCAGAAUCAAAUCACAGGUAUAGUCCCAACUAUUCUCGGUACCUUCGAAAGCUUAGUUUCUCUUAAUAUGUCAAAGAACUCAUUCGAUGAGACUAUUCCUAGGUCACUUGGUGACUUACAAUCACUAGAGUUCUUGGAUCUCUCUUACAAUAAUCUAUCCGGUCUUAUUCCCAAGUCACUUGAAUCACUCAAUCAUCUCAAAUAUUUGAAUUUAUCUUACAACAAUUUAUCAGGAGAGAUCCCAAAUGGAGGAAUUUUCACUACCUUUACAGCAGAAUCUUUUCUGGCGAAUAAAGAGAUUUGCGGGGAAUUACUAAUAAAAUCUUGCUCUCGUCAAAAUUCCAACACCAAACAUAUCCUACUUAAGUACAUUGUUCCAGUUGUUACAGCUGUGCUGAUCUUUGUUUGUCUUCUAUGCAUACUGAGAGCAUCCAGACACAAGAACAACAAUCAUACUCCAAGUUCUUCAAAUUCAGUACAAAUACCUGAGCACAAAAUAAUUACGUAUCAUGAGCUUCGUCACUCUACAAAUGAAUUCUCUGAAGCCAAUCUGCUAGGAAUUGGGAGUUACGGUUCGGUCUAUAUGGCAACGAUUUCUGAUGGUACAGUUGUUGCUGUAAAGGUUCUAAAUCAAAAUGCACAUGGUGCAUUUAAAAGUUUUGACACAGAGUGCAAAAUCUGGCGGACAACUCGACAUAGGAAUCUCGUUAAGAUCAUCACUUCUUGCUCGAACCCUAAUUUUAGAGCUCUAAUUAUGGAGUAUAUGUCAAAUGGAAGCCUUGAGAAGUGGUUAUACUCCGAAACCAACAACUUGAAUCUCUUUCAACGAAUCAACAUUAUGAUUGAUGUGGCAACAGCCUUAGAUUAUCUCCAUUAUGGUCGGUCAGAGCCAGUCGUACACUGUGAUCUAAAGCCCAGCAAUAUUUUACUAGAUGAAGACAUGGUUGCACAUGUUGGUGACUUUGGUAUUGCAAAAAUCCUACCAAAAGCUAAAGAUGCAAUGCAUACCAGGACUUUAGGCACUAUUGGCUAUGUUGCACCUGAGUAUGGCUCCGAGGGACGUGUUUCUGUAAAGGGGGACAUGUACAGCUAUGGGAUAAUGAUGCUGGAAAUAGUUAUUGGGAAGAAGCCCACAGAUGAAAUGUUUAGCGGAGAAGUGAGCUUGAGACAAUGGGUCAGCGCAUCAUUUCCUAAUGCGUCACUGGAUGUCGUUGAUUGUGUGUUGAAGCCAAAUGGAAACAACGCCAGAGAUAUUGACAUGGUAAAAGGUCUUCUUUUUUCCCUCUUGAAAAUAGGUCUCGAGUGUUCAAGAGAAAUACCAGAGGAAAGGAUGGAAGUGAAGGACGUAGUUGCCAAGUUGACUCAGAUGAAGCUGAUGAUUGUACGCAGCCAAAGAUAUCAUUCUGUGAAGGACGUAGUUUAAAUGUUUGUUGUGUUGUUUCUUAGUUGACUAGUCCUGGCAUGUCAUAUAUUUUUAUGUUGUUGUAUUAUGUGGUUGUGCUUGUUCUUCUAAGUAUGUCUGUCCAGAAAGUUGUUUUUGUUGGCCGUCUAUUACUAUUAUGGCUUGUAUGGUUGGCAGAGUAUGUUGUUGGCUUUGUAAGAGAAUUUCAGUUGAAUAUGAGAUGUUUUGUCUUCUUCU
Tripterygium wilfordii is the source of this 3448-nucleotide messenger RNA. RefSeq names its product probable LRR receptor-like serine/threonine-protein kinase At3g47570. The transcript is spliced from 3 exons. The record is from RefSeq and is a predicted model, not a curated record. The coding region runs from base 14 to 3232 and encodes 1072 amino acids. Gene Ontology annotation, molecular function: protein binding; protein kinase activity; ATP binding. NCBI's taxonomy places the organism in Eukaryota, Viridiplantae, Streptophyta, Magnoliopsida, Celastrales, Celastraceae. Gene Ontology annotation, biological process: protein phosphorylation.